Molecule: messenger RNA, 2433 nt
Organism: Culex pipiens pallens (northern house mosquito)
Lineage: Eukaryota; Metazoa; Arthropoda; Insecta; Diptera; Culicidae
Product: apyrase-like
Exons: 3
Coding region: 59-1735 (558 amino acids)
Biological process (GO): AMP catabolic process
Cellular component (GO): plasma membrane
Molecular function (GO): 5'-nucleotidase activity
Source: RefSeq, a predicted model, not a curated record
AGAUAGUCAGUUGGAAAUAUUUUUUUCACGGCAGUUCAUAUUUCAAAAUUGGUUCAAAAUGCUGCAAAAAAUUAUAACUUGUGCAUUUUUUCUAACAGUAAUUUAUAACUCAUCUGCUAAUCAACAAAAACCGUCAACCAACUCGUUCAAACUGAAGAUCAUCCACUUCAACGAUCUUCACGCAAUGUACGACGAAAUCACGCCCAAAUCAAAACCAUGCGAAGGAAGCGACUGCGUCGGAGGAAUCGCCAGGCUCGCCACAACAAUCAAAACACUAAAAGCCGACAAUCCGAAUCACUUGAUCCUGAACGCCGGCGAUGUCUUCCAGGGCACGGUUUGGUACAACCUGCUCAAGUGGAACGUUAGCCAGCACUUUAUGAACUUGCUGGGAGCUCAUGCGAUGGUUUUGGGAAAUCACGAGUUUGAUGACACCAUUGCUGGGUUGGUGCCCUUUUUGGAGGCUACUAAGGGGGUGACUCCUGUACUGGUGUCGAACUUGGUAAUUCCAGAGGGUGACCAGUCUGAAAAUGUUACUAGAAUUAAAGAUUUAGUCAAGCGUGAACCAUUUGUGAUCAACGUUGGAGGUAAACAGGUUGGCAUUAUUGGGGUGAUCUUCGAUGGAACGGAUAAACUGAGUUCAACAGCGCCAAUCAAAUUCCGCAACAGUGUUGAAACUGUUCGUGAGCAGUCGAAAGAGUUGAAACAAGCAGGCGUUGAGAUCGUAGUAGUCCUGUCUCACUGUGGAAUUGUGGACGAUCGGUUGAUUGCGGAACAAGUAGGCGACGAUAUUGAUGUGAUCGUUGGAGGACACUCGCAUACUUUGUUGUGGAAUGGGGAGAAGGCACCAAGUGGUCACGACGUUUAUGGACGGUACCCGUUGGUUGUCAACAGCAGUGGGGGUCACCGGGUGCUGAUCGUUCAAGCGCUGUGUCAUGGGUUGUACGUUGGAAAUGUUGACUUGGAAUUUGAUGAGAAAGGGGAAGUUGUUGAAUUUGAGGGGAAUCCUGUCUAUCAAGAUUCUACAGUUGAGAAAGAUUCCAAAAUUGACGCAGAACUACAAAAGUGGAAGAAGGUUGUAGCUGAGAAGUCUUCAAUCGUAGUUGGCGAAACAAAGGUUGACCUAGACAACGAUUGUCGUGAAAAGGAGUGUAAAAUUGGAUCCACUCUAGCUGACGCUUACCUCUGGUACUUUAAAAAUCGAACCAAUCCACCAAAGAUUGCAUUUAUUCACGCGGGAACCUUCAGGAACUCGUUGCAAGUUGGAAAUUUAACUUCUGGACAAAUAAUGAACGCCCUACCCUUCAGCACUUACGCCAGUGUGAUAAAAAUCCCCGGUAAAACGCUCGAAAAAGCGAUCGAGUUUGGAUCUUGGAUGAAUAGAAGAUGCAAACGUAACUUACUGCAGGUUGCAGGCAUCAAAGCAGCCGUUGAUUAUAGCAAAUUCGAUGGCAGUAAAACUAUGAUUUUUAUCAAAGUUGGCGACGGAUAUCAAUUUUUGGAUGUCAAUCAGGAGUAUGUUGUUGUUACCAAUUCCUACAUCGUCAAAGGAGGCGAUGGAUUCGACAUGUUUGAAGGAGUUGCAGUUGAAGAACGAGGGCCUAUUGAUUCAGAACUUCUGCAAUUAUACUUUGGUGCUAACAAUGGGUUCAAUGAAGAGUCACUUUCUGAGAAUAGAAUCCAAAUAAGAAACGCACAAUUAUCAACUGAAGAAAUUCAAAAAUGCCUUAAAUCAUAAACUUUAGAGCAACAAUACAAAUGAAAAUUUUAUCUGGAAUUAAAACGAUUCAAAAUAACCCUAUUGACCUCCAACCUGCGACACAAAAACUUUCCCGCAGCGUGUGCGACAUUACCAGCGACGUUCCACCGCCUACUGGCGUGUUUCCAGCCAGCCCAGAAAAUCGUAAAGUGAGGUUAGCUUCACCAGGCAAAAGCACGAAUUGAUGUGUGAACGGAAUUCAAAAUGGUGCAAAUGUUGGGUCGCUGCAAAACGGGUUGCGGAAAACGCGGAAAAUUUGCACCCAACUUUACCACAAAAGGUGGCAGAAAGGGGGGCAGGGGAAAUGUUCGUAAUAUGUUAAUAUGAAUUGUAAAACGUAUGUUUUGCUCCCAGUCAGUUGCAACCGGCAGCGACUGGCAAUGGUCUAUGAAUAACACGAUUCAACUUUUUGCGAAAACUCUCGGGUCGUGGAGCGAGCUAUUUUAGGGCGGGUAAAUUCGAGUUAUUCUGAACUGGUUGGCAUAGGAUGUGGAGUUGACUUUUCCUGGCCUACUUGGAUCGUUGAACGCGGUGGAAAAGUCGGUUUCCGAGAACAAAUACGAACAGUUUUCCGACUAACAACCGGAACAAGCUCAAGAGGCGAAACCAGAGAAGGCAAUAACACUGUUAUUGAAUUUAUUUGAAAAUUAAGGGUGUUUUAAUUAAAGCAGGGCCUA